CCGUCGUUAUACGAAAUAAUAAUAAUAAUAAGAUUAGACAAAUGACAAUUUUACAUCAGUCAAACUUGAAAGUGUGCACAAAAUACUCAACGCUGAAUCGUAUAUAAUUAUUUUCGUAUCGUAACAAUUUUAGUUUCGUUUGUAUUUUGGUUAAACUUUUAUUUUUUGACAUAGUAUGUCUGGCGAGGAUGAACAAGAGGUUAUUCCCGACACCCUUGAGGAAGCCGGCGCUUUGGAAGCGGAUGUUGGCGCUACGUUCGACCAGAAGUUGGGGAACAUCGAUCCUCGGCUUCAGAUCGACGUUGACCCAUUUGCUCACAAGGAUCUCCGUGCCGAGAUGAUGUUUAUCCGCGAGGAGUUGCGUUCUGCCAAGUGGCAGACUCUGGCUGUCCGUCGAACAGCAUUAAAGAAGUUGUUGUUAAGGGACUUCUUGCAAGAAGAUUGUGAGCUAAGGAACAUCGGUCUUGCAUACGCACACAUUGAUCCUUAGAGCCAUUAUUUGUUUGUUGUUUCCGGUACCUUGAAUAAAACAUUGAUGCUAU
This is a messenger RNA of Hyposmocoma kahamanoa, 542 nucleotides long. RefSeq lists its product as uncharacterized. The transcript is spliced from 3 exons. NCBI's taxonomy places the organism in Eukaryota, Metazoa, Arthropoda, Insecta, Lepidoptera, Cosmopterigidae. The coding region runs from base 176 to 490 and encodes 104 amino acids. The record is from RefSeq and is a predicted model, not a curated record.